GUGACGCAAAUAGACAGGGCUCAGCGCUAAACGAGGCCACGCAUAGUCUGCCCUCCCUUGGUUGCAAGCGAGCAACGUGAUUGGCCCAGGCCUCGGAAAGAGUGCCCGGGGAUCCAAAUGUACAGGCCGCAUUUAGCUUAGUGUCGAAAAAAUAUACCCAAACAAUAACAGACAAAACCGAGAAAGAAGAAAUAACGACGAUAUAUUUGAAGGAGUCCAUAAUCAGGGUUCUCUCCCCCGAUGGAAGGAAGAAACACCAGCAACACACUGUUCUUAUUUUAGAGCGCAUUGGCAUCAAAUGUGAAGAUCAAAGAGAUGGACCACGGCGGAGGGAUCCUGGAGCUACACACACAGGAGUUAAAGAUGCCUCACACCAUGAUCAUGCAAGACUUUGUGGCAGGAAUGAGGGGCCUGGCCCACAUCGAAGGGGAUCACAUUGUGGUGUCCAUGCCAGAGGGCAUGCUCCUGUCUGACGUCAUGACGGACGAAGGCAUUCUGCUGGAGCACGGCCUGGAGGUGGAGGGCCUUGAGACGGAGGUGGAGGGCCUUGAGACGGAGGUGGAGGGCCCUGAGACGGAGGUGGAGGGCCCUGAGACGGAGGUGGAGGGCCCUGAGACGGAGGUGGAGGGCCCUGAGACGGAGGUGGAGGUCCUGGAGACGGAGGCGGAGGUCCUGGAGACGGAGGCGGAGGUCCUGGAGACGGAGGCGGAGGUCCUGGAGACGGAGGCGGAGGUCCUGGAGGCGGAGGUCCUGGAGGCGGAGGGCCUGGAGGCGGAGGGCCUGGAGGCGGAGGGCCUGGAGGCGGAGGGCCUGGAGACGGAGGAGACGGAGGCGGAGGGCCUGGAGACGGAGGCGGAGGGCCUGGAGGCGGAGGGCCUGGAGGGCCUGGAGGCGGAGGGCCUGGAGGCGGAGGGCCUGGAGGCGGAGGGCCUGGAGGCGGAGGGCCUGGAGACGGAGGGCCUGGAGACGGAGGGCCUGGAGACGGAGGGCCUGGAGACGGAGGUGGAGGGCCUGGAGGCGGAGGGCCUGGAGACGGAGGUGGAGGGCCUGGAGGCGGAGGGCCUGGAGGCGGAGGCGGAGGUCCUGGAGACGGAGGCGGAGGUCCUGGAGACGGAGGCGGAGGUCCUGGAGGCGGAGGGCCUGGAGACGGAGGAGGAGGGCCUUGAGACGGAGGUGGUGGAGCUGGAGACACAGAUGGUCGAGGGUCUCGAAGAAGACCUAGAGACGGAGGUGAUUGAAGGCCCUGACAUCGGCCACGAGCACUUGCUGGAUGCCGAAGUGGCUAUGGACUCUCACCACCAUCACCAUGUUCUAACCUCAGACCUCAUUCAGGGCUCAGUCCACCAUCACCACCACAUGCCAGACCAGCUCUUUGUGGAGCACCAGGAGGAGGAUGGGGUGGAGGGCUUGGACCAGGAGGUGCUGGUUGGGGAGGAGGUGGGGCAGGAGGAGACAGUGAUCCAGGCCCAUGAGGAGCUGGAGGUGGAGGCUGUCUCUCUGCAGACUGACGAGGAUGAGGAGGAUGUGAAGAGCACCUCGGAGGACUACCUCAUGAUCUCCUUGGAUGACGUUGGUGAGAAACUGGACAUAGGAGACACUCCUCUAGAGAUCACUACUGAGAUGAUGCAGGACGAUGGCUCCAACAAGGAGGGGUCAGAGGUCAUCAAGGUCUACAUUUUCAAAGCAGAGGCCGAUGACGAUGUGGAGAUAGAUGUGUCAGACAUGGCAGAGCAGGUGUACAUGGAGGUGAUUGUUGGAGAGGAGGAGACUUCAGUAGUCCAGGAGAACCAGCUAGAUGACUCUCCAAACAGCAAGAUGUUUGUCCCGGUCUCCUGGGCUGCUGCCUAUGAUAACAGUGUGGACACAGUGAAGAAUGGAGGGACCAGGCCCUACAUUCAGAUCAGAGACGGUCAGGGUACCAACAGAGCCCUCAAACAGAAGAUCAGGAAGAAGAAGAGGAAGGGAGAGACACGGCAGUGCCAGACCGCUGUGAUCAUCGGUCCAGACGGCAUGCCCCUGACCGUCUACCCCUGUCACAUCUGCGGUAAGAAGUUCAGGUCACAAGACUUCCUCAAGUGCCACAUGAAGAACCAUCCUGACCACCACCUUAAGAAGUACCAGUGUACCGACUGUGACUUCACCACCAACAAGAAGGUCAACUUCCACAACCACCUGGAGUCCCACAAGCUACUGGUUCAUCGCAGUGACAGAGACCGAACCUCUUCCCCAGAGUACCCGGACUACAACAGGACCACCCCAGAGUACCCAGAAUACAACAGGACCACCCCAGAGUACCCAGAAUACAACAGGACCUACACAGAAUACACCCGGCGUUACCACGAAGACAGCCAGCUAGGAUCUAACAAGCUGAUCCUGAGGGACAAGGAGUCCAAACUGCACCACUGUAAGUACUGUGACUAUGAGACUGCAGAGCAGGGGCUCCUCAACCGCCACCUAUUGGCCGUUCACAGCAGGAACUUCGCCCACGUGUGCGUGGAGUGCACUAAAGGCUUCCGUCACCCGUCAGAGCUCAAGAAGCACAUGCGGACCCACACGGGCGAGAAGCCGUACUGCUGCCCGCACUGUGACUUUCGCUGUGCAGACCAGUCCAACCUAAAGACUCACAUCAAGAGCAAGCACGGUGCCGACCUGCCUUUUAAGUGUGGCCACUGCCCCCAGGCCUACGCUGACGAAGGGGAGCUGCAGCGGCACACGGAGAUGGUGCAGGGCCACAAGACCCACCAGUGUCCCCACUGCGAACACAAGAGCACCAACUCCUCUGAUCUAAAACGACACAUUAUAUCUGUUCACACCAAAGACUUCCCUCACCAGUGUGACGUGUGUGAGAAGGGCUUCCACCGGCCCUCUGAGCUGAAGAAACACUCAGAGACGCACAAGGGCAGCAAGGUGCACCAGUGCAGGCACUGUAACUUCACAACCUCUGAACCUUUCACCCUCAGCAGACACAUCCUGUCCGUUCACACCAAGGACCUCCCCUUUAAGUGUAAACGCUGUCGGCGAGGAUUCCGCCAGUCCACGGAGCUGAAGAAACACAUGAAGACCCACAGCGGGAGGAAGGUGUACCAGUGUCAGUACUGCGAGUACAACAGCCCGGACGCUUCAGGAUUCAAACGCCACGUGAUCUCGAUCCACACCAAGGAAUACCCCCAUUGUUGUGACUACUGUUGUAAAGGCUUCCGAAGGCCCUCGGAGAAGAGCCAGCACAUAGCCAGGCAUCACAAAGAUAUGUUGAUGGAGCGUUGUGAAUACAGUGACGACACAACGUUACCCGGAUAGAAACAGACUGCACACACUCGGUCUACGUAGACCUGAUUCACACGACAAAGGGGGAACACGUUUAGGAAGUUGAUAAGGAUGGAAUGGUACAUUUAGACUGCUAGCGACGAUAACAUUCUGACCGACUGCUUCUCUUUUUCUACUGGUUGUAUAGAGUAGGAAUAGGUCUCACCAGACCCCCCCCCAUUCCCUCUCCCCCAGGUGUAAUCAAACUAAGCAUAUUGUGGAAGUUGGGAGAAGAUUAAAACCAGGGUACAUGUAGUCUUUAUGUAUGUAUUUAUCUGCAGAGAGAGGAUUCACCAUAUGAUGAACAUUUAUUCAGGGUCUCAAAUUAAGUCUAUUUUUUAUACAUGUUGAAACUCUGAGGUGGGGAAAAGACAGACGUUAUUUGAGAACAUUCAGGCCUCUCUCUGUGUUUCUUUCCCUCGCUCUCUCUCUCUCUCUAUGUCUGUGUUUCUCUCUCUCUGUGUUUCUCUCUCUCUGUGUUUCUCUCUCUGUGUUUCUCUCUCUCUCUGUGUUUCUCUCCCUCGCUCUCUCUCUCUCUCUGUGUUUCUCUCUCUCUGUGUUUCUCUCUGUGUUUCUCUCUCUCUGUGUUUCUCUCCCUCGCUCUCUCUCUCUCUGUCUGUGUUUCUCUCUCUGUGUUUCUCUCUGUCUGUGUUUCUCUCUCUCUGUGUUUCUCUCCCUCGCUCUCUCUCUGUCUGUGUUUCUCUCUCUGUGUUUCUCUCUCUCUGUGUUUCUCUCCCUCGCUCAAAUCAAAUCAAAUUUUAUUUGUCACAUACACAUGGUUAGCAGAUGUUAAUGCGAGUGUAGCGAAAUGCUUGUGCUUCUAGUUCCGACAAUGCAGUGAUAACCAACAAGUAAUCUAACUAACAAUUCUAAAACUACUGUCUUAUACACAGUGUAAGGGGAUAAGGAAUAUGUACAUAAGGAUAUAUGAGUGAGUGAUGGUACAGAGAGCAUACGCUCUCUCUCUUUCUCCGUUUCUCUCUCUGUUUCUCUCUCUGUUUCUGUUUCUCUCUCUGAUUCUCUCUCUGUUUCUGUUUCUCUCUCUCUCUGUGUUUCUCUCUCUGUUUCUCUCUGUUUCUCUCUCUCUCUCUGUUUCCGUUUCUCUCUCUCUGUUUCUGUUUCUGUUUCUCUCUCUGUUUCUGUUUCUCUCUCUGUUUCUCUGUUUCUGUUUCUCUCUCUGUUUCUGUUUCUCUCUCUGUUUCUGUUUCUCUCUCUGUUUCUGUUUCUCUCUCUCUCUGUUUCUGUUUCUCUCUCUGUUUCUGUUUCUCUGUUUCUGUUUCUCUGUUUCUGUUUCUCUCUGUUUCUCUCUCUGUUUCUGUUUCUCUCUCUCUGUUUCUGUUUCUCUCUCUGUUUCUGUUUCUCUCUCUGUUUCUCUCUCUGUUUCUGUUUCUCUCUGUUUCUCUCUGUUUCUGUUUCUCUCUCUCUGUUUCUGUUUCUCUCUCUGUUUCUGUUUCUCUCUGUUUCUCUCUGUUUCUCUCUCUCGGUUUCUGUUUCUCUGUUUCUGUUUCUCUCUCUCUGUUUCUCUGUUUCUGUUUCUCUCUGUUUCUCUCUCUGUUUCUGUUUCUCUCUCUCUGUUUCUCUCUCUCGGUUUCUGUUUCUCUCUCUCUGUUUCUCUCUCUCGGUUUCUGUUUCUCUCUGUUUCUGUUUCUCUCUCUCUGUUUCUCUGUUUCUGUUUCUCUCUGUUUCUCUCUCUGUUUCUGUUUCUCUCUCUCUCUCUGUUUCUGUUUCUCUCUCUGUUUCUGUUUCUCUCUCUCUGUUUCUCUCUCUCUGUUUCUCUCUCUGUUUCUCUCUCUCGGUUUCUGUUUCUCUGUUUCUGUUUCUCUCUCUCUGUUUCUCUCUCUGUUUCUCUCUGUUUCUGUUUCUGUUUCUCUCUCUGUUUCUCUCACACCAGACUGUAUCAAACUAAUACAUACAGGAGAGCUGCAUCGCUCUUCUCUCCACUCUACCGACUAGUAUCUCCAAACCUGGGUUCAAAUCGUUUAUCAAUUAUUUCUUAUACAUUUUAGCGUUUGCUUUAUCCUGCCUACAAGGGGUUUGGACUUUUGCAAAUCUGUUGGUUCCAUUGUGCCAGGUAAGCCCAACUAAAGUAUGUAUUUGAAAUAGUUUUUAAACCCAGGUCUAAGUAUCCUCCCAAUAACCUGCUUUUUACCAUAAUCCUGUUGGUUUUAAAGGCAAUCUGAAUCACAAUCAUGUAGUUUAUUAUGAAUCUGAGUAACAUGAGUGGCCCGUUUGGCUGGUCCACCUGUGACGUCAGAGUGGAACAAUGUUUACACAAGCACCUUAACCUAUGAGCUACGAAACCAACUCAUUUUUUAUUUUUAACAAACAACUUUUGUUUUGUUUCUUAACAGUGCCGACUAUUAUUAAUUAAACUUGAAUGUUUUAAUGUCAUGUUAGGUGGACAGAUGGUUCCGUUCUGUGCGUUUUGGUAAAAACUCCAGCAGUUGUCACUGCAGUUGGUUUGUUUUGACCUUGUUGUGAAUGCCACUGUAAGAUUUGUAUAUGAUGUGUACGUGUCGUCACACAGAACACAGAUGUGGUCAAACAAGCCAACCAUCCGAUGGUCAUGUCUUAUGUGUUCCGUUUCUUCUCAUGCACUGAGCUCUGCUAAAAACAGAGAUCUGAAAAGUAAAGUGAUUUUAAGUCUCAAACGUACGCCGUUGUGUAAAGUACCAUUCUCUAAGAGAUUGUGUGUCUGUUUGAGUCGGUAGAAAGCACUUUAUUAUUUUGUUAAUUUUUACAUGUAUGCAAAGGGUGUAUAAUUUCUAUUCCCUGAAUAUAACAGACAAUAUGAGUGGUGGAGAGAGAGUUUGGGGUAUAUCAGGACCUUGUAUAGUUGGGACGGUAGCGACCGGUAUUCAUAUUAAAUGCAUUGUCAAUAGAGAGACAGCUGAACUGUUUUGUAUUGAUAGCUCAUAGGUAAAUGCUUGGUCUUUCUGGAAAGAGUUCUGCUCACUGGUAUCCAGCAACCCCACAGUGACUGGGCUACACUCUCCUUGAAUACAAUGGUUGAGAGAUUGGCAUUGAAUUCAUACAGUAUGCACAUAAUAUGCUGUCCAUGGAGUUUAUUUGUGGUUAAAAAUGUAUGCAUUUUCUUGUUUGAUUGUUCAGAAACUACUGUUGAGGAGGAACCGAAAUAAACAGUUAUCUUUUUA
Oncorhynchus nerka (sockeye salmon) is the source of this 6458-nucleotide messenger RNA. Its product is annotated as zinc finger protein 711-like. The record is from RefSeq and is a predicted model, not a curated record. Gene Ontology annotation, biological process: regulation of transcription by RNA polymerase II. Gene Ontology annotation, cellular component: nucleus. Gene Ontology annotation, molecular function: DNA-binding transcription factor activity, RNA polymerase II-specific; DNA binding; metal ion binding. NCBI's taxonomy places the organism in Eukaryota, Metazoa, Chordata, Actinopteri, Salmoniformes, Salmonidae.